AACGCACACUCAAGCGUAGUAAAUAAAGCUUGUAGCUAUACGUCUUUCCUCUCACAGGGAAACGGACGACAUGAACACGAGAUCACACGACAUGGAAAUGGUGGUGGCAGCUCGUCAGGUGGAAGAGGUUACCAAGGCCCUCUUCCAUACAAUACUGCUGCACAGGACCACUGGAAAGUACGAAUACAGCAGCAGACACUCUGGGACCUUCUCGGUGGGAGUGGUGGGUAUGGAGGAUGUGGAUCUGUCCACCCUUGACUUCACCUAUGUUCGCUGCACCUCACGGGAGCUGGACCAGUGGUUAAGUCAGCAGAUUGAGGGGCUCCCCUCGUCACUGUGUCAGCCCGAUUCGCCCAAAACCGGAAAAAUUACUCUUGAGUUCUACGAGAGGAAGAAAGGUCGCUGGCUAUUGCCUGCAGAGAACGUCAGCUGGGAGGUGUGGCACCUCAUCCUCUCCCUCACAGAACCGACCUCUGAGGAAGAGUGGGAAGAAUGUCAACAAUGUGUGGCAGAGAAGCUCGCUACAACAGUGCAAUACAUUACUGACGUCGUCAACAGACCUGAGUACAUUCCUCGUAACCCAACUGCCGAGAAUCUUCCCAAUGUGUUUGACAUACGCUUCCCUGAGGUGCAGCCAUAUCUUCAUAGGAUUGUGAUAGGAGGGGCAGAAGAAACAGUGGCAGGGAGAAUGCAGAAACUCAUCAGAAACAUUUCCGGCUACCAAAUGUAGCUAUAGCCUCACACCCUCACUCCCCCUCCCUCCCCCCCUCCUCAUAUUUCUUAUAUCAAACUGCUCAUCGUCAUGUUUUCAACACUGUUACACAAAGAACCAAACAUAACAAUAAUAUGGCACCCACUAUGAAUACAACAAAUAUAAUGACACGACACCAACCAACUAUUUUACACCAAGUAUGGACAAUUAUGAUACAAUCUCUUUAAUAAAACAACAACAAAAAAGCUAGAGUAAGCGCCAAUAAAUUUUGAGGGCUACUGGAUGAAUCUGAGAUGUGCAGUGCCGCCCACACAUUGUCCUUUCUUUGAGGACCCACGCUAUGAUAAUAUACACUGUGAUUAAAUUGAUUCACACACACUAUAUGACUUGGAGUUGUACAACUGUACAAGAAGAUACGUCUUGGUUGCACACGCAAGAAAUCUGAGAAAUAGUGAAGAUCUCCGAGUGUCAAUGGCAGGAGGUAACAAAGGACGAUUGCCACGAGGGAUUUACUUCACGCGACUUGUGUAUGUGAGUACGUGUAUGUGUGUGGUUGCCGUGGUGAUGCAUUACUGCACUGUUUCCCCGAGUCGAUCGUCGAGGGCAAAGUACAGGUUGAGUUUGUCACCCGGUGUCCAGUACUGCAAUGGAGGAGAGGAGAGAGAGAAUCAAAAAUACUUGUGGGAGUGAAAAAGGUUUUUUGCGUGGGCUAGUGUGAAUGAAUUGAGGGCAAAAGUAUUCACAGUUCUAAACCAUGAAGAUAUUUUUUAUUCGCAGUAUUGGCGAGGUUUGUCAUAUAUAAAACUCAGACUCACAAAAUAUG
Molecule: messenger RNA, 1535 nt
Organism: Geodia barretti
Lineage: Eukaryota; Metazoa; Porifera; Demospongiae; Tetractinellida; Geodiidae
Source: the annotation of a GenBank genome assembly